Molecule: messenger RNA, 1292 nt
Organism: Diabrotica balteata
Lineage: Eukaryota; Metazoa; Arthropoda; Insecta; Coleoptera; Chrysomelidae
Source: the annotation of a GenBank genome assembly
CGACAACUGACAGUUUUCUUUUCUUUCGUUUAUGGCCAGUGUGGCUACUUAACAGAUAAAUAUAUUUUAUAUAAAGUGAAACACAAAUUUCACAAUGCAAGUGCCUCCAGUAUUUAUCGAUAUGUCUCUAGAAGACCAGGCCCAAGAACUUAGGGUGUAUUUAAAAAGUCUUGGCGCUGAAAUUUCUGAAGAAAAGUCUGCGAAGGGUAUAGAAGAUGAUUUACAUAAAAUUAUUGGAGUAUGUGAUUCGUGUUUUAAAGAAGGCCAAGAAAAUGAUGUGGAAAUGGUGUUAAAUGACAUAGUUUCCAUAAUGGUUUUGAUUCCAUUGGAAAGAUCAGAAAACAUCAUCCUGGCCUUUUGUGAAAAACUCACAAAAGCACAGGGCCAAAAAUUAGGUUUAGUAUGUCUCAGAGCAUUAUGGUUACUCUUCCAAUCAUUGGAUGACCGUUCUCCAAUGCGUUAUCCUGUAUAUUACCAUUUAAUACAAAUUGCGAAACAAACAGAAUCUGUAAAAUUAGUGUUUCAAGAUAUCAACCAUCUAAAGCAACAGUUUGCUAAUUGCCUUCCAUCUAAUGAACAGCUUCAAAAGCUUUACAGGCUUUUGCAUGAAGUACUGGUUAAAUCAAAUCAAAGUGAACAGGCUGCUUUAGUAAUGAUUGAACUUCUUGGUACAUACACUGACAAAAAUGCUUCACAUGCUAGAGAAGAUGCCAUUCGUUGCAUUGUAUCAGCAUUAGCUGAUCCUAACACAUUCCUUCUUGAUCCAUUAUUAUCACUAAAACCUGUCAGAUUUUUGGAGGGUGAUUUAAUACAUGACCUUUUAAACAUUUUUGUUAGUGAAAAUUUGUCCACCUAUCUCAAGUUUUACAAGGAACAUAAGGAAUUUGUGAGUGCACAAGGAUUAAAUCAUGAACAGAAUAUGCAAAAAAUGAGACUGCUUUCCUUCAUGCAGCUUGCUGAGAGUAAUCCUGAAAUAUCUUUUGAUGUUAUUGAAAAGGAGUUACAGAUGAAACCAGACGAAGUUGAAAGCUUUAUUAUUGAAGUAUUAAAAACCAAGUUAGUUCGUGCAAGGAUGGAUCAAUCUUCCCGAAAAGUUUUUGUGUCCAGCACAAUGCACAGAACUUUUGGAAGGGCACAAUGGCAACAACUGCGGGACCUACUGCACUCUUGGAGGGGAAAUCUAAGUUCUGUUCAAGAGGGUAUGAAGACUAUUGCCGCUGCUCAGCUAGAACUUAUGAACCAACAACAGUAAUGCUAAGUUUUCAUAACUUGUAAUAAAAUGUUGAGAAAUU